This is a messenger RNA of Alexandromys fortis (reed vole), 3587 nucleotides long. RefSeq names its product nuclear respiratory factor 1 (gene Nrf1). Lineage: Eukaryota; Metazoa; Chordata; Mammalia; Rodentia; Cricetidae. The transcript is spliced from 13 exons. The record is from RefSeq and is a predicted model, not a curated record. Gene Ontology annotation, biological process: regulation of transcription by RNA polymerase II. Bases 1598 to 3238 code for a protein of 546 amino acids. Gene Ontology annotation, molecular function: RNA polymerase II cis-regulatory region sequence-specific DNA binding; DNA-binding transcription factor activity, RNA polymerase II-specific. Gene Ontology annotation, cellular component: nucleus.
CUCUGACCUCCACAUGUGUGCUGAGGCACAUGUCUGAACUUAGAACACAUCACACACAUAUUCACAGUAAUAAAAGUAAAAUUGUGCACACUUGUGUGUGUGCAUAUGUGUGGUAAGAGAGACAGCAAGUGAGCGCUGGGCAUGGUGGCUCACCUGUAAUCUCCGCACUUGGGAGGUGGAGGCAAUAGGACCAGGAAUUCAAGAUCAUCCUUAGCUUAAGUCCAAACCUCUCCUGGGGUACAUGAGGCCCUGUCUUACUCAAGGGGGGGAAUCAGUUUAAAAGUAUAUAUUAUAACCUGAUCAAACUGAUACAGUAUUUGAGCUGGUUUAUGAGAGGCAUUUUUAUGUGCUAUUGUAAUUUUGCUUAAUCCUUAUUCAUAAAGUUAAGUGAGAUUAUAGCAGGAAACCGGGAAACAUCUUUGAAUAUUUCUGAGUUUUCCUCAGAACUUGAGUUUUAGAGAAAAACCUAUUUUAUUAUUUUCUUGGUUUCUACCUGGUUUCUGUAGAAUAUAUAAAACCACCUGGUAACCAGGAAAGCAAUACUGAUUCUACUUUAAUAGAAUUAGCUUAACUACAGAAGUAAAAUGAAUAACCCCAAGAAAUCCCUGAUGUCAUUUGUGUGAGCACUUCUUAUUAGAUAGUGAAUAGAAAUCUUACAUCCAUAUAAACCACAGAUCUGUGUAGUAUUAAAUAAUUUACCUGUUCACUGUGGGAUACCCUUGUGCGUAAGAGACUAUUCCUUUUUCUUAUCAUUGGUGUUUUCGGCAAAGGACAGGGUGACAUGAAGACAUCCUGUCCACUUUUAGGAUGAGAGCCUUCAUCUACCUGCCUGCAUUUUUAUAAUCUCCGUCACUUAAAUAACGCAUACCUCUGUUUUGGUUUUAGGUGGCUGUUGUGGGCUUUAUUUCUGUAGGGAUGAGUGUUAAAAUCAAAGGUGGAAAUAAUGGUAAAUCUAAAACAUCCUGUUUUCCCUCCCCCACCCUUACCUUUAGGACUGUUUAUGUACGUCUGAGCAUAUGCACACUUGGCUAGUGCUUUUACUGCUGGCCUAUCUUUAGCCUCCAUCCCCCAUUUUAUUAUUACUACUAUUACCAAGAGGGAGUCAUGUGUGCUACAAUGUCUGUUUGAAGGUCAGAGGACAACUUUGUGGGUUCUGGGAUUGACUCUGGUUACAUGGCUUGCUGGACAACUGCCUUUACCCACUGUGCCAUAUUGCUUGCCAUCUGUUCCCCACUUUUACCCCGUCUCAAGACAAAGGAAAAUCAUAAAGGAUAGUAAGUUAAUGAUUUUCUUUCUUGCUGCACUCCCCCCUCCACACACCCCCUGGGUCUGACUAACAUGGAAUUCACUGUAUUGAUCCUCCUCCUUCAGCCUGCAAGAGCAAAGAUUACAGGCAGAAACCACGACGCCCAGCUAAAAAUCCUAAGGGUGGAAUGAUAUGUGAUUUGAGUGUACCACGCAUUGUUUCCCAUCCACCCACUGAUGGACACUUGGGUAGCUCCCAUCUUUCGGCUGUUGUGAAUGAUGCUCCUAUGAACAUGGGUGUAUGCAUAGCUCUAUGAGACCCUGCUUUCAGUUUUUCUGGCAGUAGAUCUUCAUGGAGGACCACGGAGUGACCCAAACUGAACACAUGGCUACCAUAGAAGCCCAUGCAGUGGCUCAGCAAGUCCAGCAGGUCCAUGUAGCCACAUACACCGAGCACAGUAUGCUCAGUGCUGAUGAAGACUCCCCUUCCUCCCCUGAGGACACUUCUUACGAUGACUCGGAUAUCCUCAACUCCACGGCAGCGGAUGAGGUAACUGCCCACCUGGCCGCCGCAGUGCUGGGGAUCAAACCCAGGGCCUCGCAUAUACUAGGUCCUGUGGGAAUGGCUGCUGCUGCUGCUGUGGCAACCGGGAAAAAACGGAAACGUCCUCAUGUGUUUGAGUCUAAUCCGUCUAUCCGGAAGAGACAGCAGACACGUUUGCUUCGGAAGCUGAGAGCCACGUUAGAUGAAUAUACUACUCGAGUGGGACAGCAAGCUAUCGUUCUCUGUAUCUCACCCUCCAAACCCAACCCCGUCUUUAAGGUGUUUGGAGCGGCACCUCUGGAGAACGUGGUGCGAAAGUACAAGAGCAUGAUCCUGGAAGACUUGGAGUCUGCUCUGGCAGAACACGCCCCUGCGCCACAGGAGGUUAAUUCAGAGCUGCCACCUCUCACCAUAGACGGGAUUCCUGUCUCUGUGGACAAAAUGACCCAGGCUCAGCUCCGGGCAUUUAUCCCAGAGAUGCUCAAGUAUUCCACAGGUCGGGGAAAACCAGGCUGGGGAAAAGAAAGCUGCAAACCUAUCUGGUGGCCAGAAGACAUCCCAUGGGCCAAUGUCCGCAGUGAUGUCCGCACAGAAGAGCAAAAACAGAGGGUUUCAUGGACCCAGGCAUUACGGACCAUAGUUAAAAAUUGUUAUAAGCAACAUGGACGGGAAGAUCUUUUAUAUGCUUUUGAAGAUCAGCAAACACAAACACAGGCCACCACCACACAUAGUAUAGCUCACCUCGUACCAUCACAGACCGUAGUACAAACCUUCAGUAACCCUGAUGGCACCGUGUCGCUCAUCCAGGUGGGUACGGGGGCAACAGUCGCUACAUUGGCCGAUGCUUCAGAACUGCCAACCACAGUCACUGUUGCCCAAGUGAAUUAUUCUGCUGUGGCUGAUGGAGAGGUGGAACAAAAUUGGGCCACGUUACAGGGAGGUGAAAUGACCAUCCAGACAACACAAGCAUCAGAGGCCACUCAGGCGGUGGCAUCACUGGCAGAGGCCGCAGUGGCAGCUUCUCAGGAAAUGCAACAGGGAGCUACUGUCACCAUGGCGCUCAACAGUGAAGCUGCCGCCCAUGCUGUUGCCACACUGGCUGAAGCCACCUUACAAGGCGGGGGACAGAUAGUCCUGUCUGGAGAAACUGCAGCAGCCGUUGGAGCACUUACUGGAGUCCAAGAUGCUAAUGGCCCAGAUGACGUGCAUGCAUGGACCAUCAGGAAAGCCGUGAAGGCUCCUCGGGCUGCAGGAAAGAUUCACACAGAUUUUGGAAAGGGAUUCAUUAUGGCGGAAGUAAUGAAAGACGAAGAUCUUAAAGAGGAAAGUUCUGACAAUGCAGCUAUGGCUGCUGGGAAGUACAGACAACAAGGCAGAACUUACGUUGUUGAAGAUGGAGAUAUUAUCUUCUUCAAAUUUAAUUCGCCUCAGCACCUGAAAAAGAAAUAAACUUUAGCUCUUUAGCAUAUGUAUGGUUUUGGUUUUGACUUCGGGGUAGUUUUGUUUUUAGCUCAAGUGUCUGACACCUGAAGGCACAUAGUUGCCGUGGGACUCUUGUAAUCUUGUAAAAAUUGUUACAUUAAAAUAGAAGUUGAGUUCUGGUUUCCUUUUGGAAGGAGAGUUUGGUUGGAGUGGACACAACAGUCAGGAGUGCUCACUGUCCUAACGAAGAACCCAUGAGCAUCAGUGGGUCUGGUCCAAGGGACCUAGCACCCUCUUCUGGCUUCUGGGGGUACCUCACACUUGCCAUUUGCUUACACGGAUGCAUAUAGACACACAAGUUAAUAAAAACAUUUUU